AUGGCGACUGCAACUCUCGAAUGGUUCGGUGAGCCAAAAGCCACGACAUGACAUCGCAGAGCUGAUAUCUAUGACUGACUUGUCCAACUCAUUAGGUGCCACGACAUACCGCCUCCGCAGCAACGGCCUCACCAUCUUCCUUGACGCCUGGCUAGAUAGACCGGACUGCUUGCCCCAAUACCUCGACAUCGACUCGAUCCACGAGGCGGACUACGUUUUCAUUUCCCAUGCUCAUUUCGAUCAGUACGUCCAUCGUCCAUCAAUCAAUCAACUCUUCCCCCCUCCGCCCGCCCACAUCGAGGGUUUUCUAACGAUUUCCUCAAUGAUUGAAGUCUUCCCGGAGCCGAUCGCAUCGCCCUGCAAACCGGCGCCACCGUCAUCGGCAACGGCGAAGCAAUCCACCUCCUCCGCCAAGCCGGCGUGCCAGACGAGCAACUGCUCCCCGUAGCCGGAGGCGAACGCAUCCCAUUAUACACCCGCAGCACCCUGGAGAAAGCGCGUCGAGGCGAGCUUCCCACGACUGAUGACAGGCCCCCCGGAGCGCCCGUCCUGCCGCAUCCCUCCCUCGCCGCCGCGGCCGUACACGUCUGGCCGGUCCUGCACUGCCUCAUGCCCGGCGCGUCGCAUGCUGAUAUUCCCGAAGUUAUGGAUACGGGGAAAGUGUACUGCGGUAGUGCACCGUACGCGUGCACGCUGGAUGUCACGUUCGGGAUGAAGUAUGGACUGCUUCGCAUUGGGGAGCACGUUCCCCGCGAGCAGAUGGAUGCCGGGAUGCGGUCGUUUGCAGCCUACGUCCAUCGUGCCGCGGUGAAGAAUUGCAUGUUCCAUUUCGACGGCGGGCAGCUGUUGUAUAAUUUUCUGCUGGGGGAGCGGCACGUUCUCUGCUGGAAUGCGCAUCUGGGCGGGUAUCGGGGGAUUCUGGAAGCCUUGGAGCCGCGGCCGGAUGUUCUGAUCCAGGCGAUUGCGGGACGGGCGAAUCUGAAUGGGAGGCCGUUUGAGGGGUCGGCCGCGGAGUUUGCGGUUUGUGUUUCCGACUGGCUGGGCGAUCCUGCGCAGGUGAUUUGGUGUCUGCAUGAUGAGGCGCCGAUCAAGCCGUGGACGGUGGAUGUGCAGCCGGCGACGAAGUUGGUGGAGGAUAAGACGAGGUCCAGAGUACGGAGGUUGGAGCCUGCGGUUGAGAAUGAAUUGUCUUGGAGAGUCUGA
Lecanosticta acicola is the source of this 1203-nucleotide messenger RNA. The record is from the annotation of a GenBank genome assembly. Lineage: Eukaryota; Fungi; Ascomycota; Dothideomycetes; Mycosphaerellales; Mycosphaerellaceae.